Molecule: messenger RNA, 1361 nt
Organism: Lactuca virosa
Lineage: Eukaryota; Viridiplantae; Streptophyta; Magnoliopsida; Asterales; Asteraceae
Source: the annotation of a GenBank genome assembly
AUGGAAAAAGUUCCACUGAAUCACCUACACCAGCAUGGUAAGUUUAUGUUUAGCAGAUUCUUCUAUUUUUAUAAAUUCUUCUAUUCUUACAUUGAACACAUUUUAUGUGACUGCAGCUCUAAUAAAGUCGUCAUAUGUAAUAUUCAUGUGCUUUUCAAUCCUAAAAGGGGAGAGAUUAAGCUUGGACAGGUUAGGGUUCUUCUAGAAAGAGCUUAUGCUACAUCAAAACUUUGGGAUAAUGCUCCUGUUGUUCUUUGUGGAGAUUUUAACUCUACCCCUAAGAGUUCAUUGUACAACUUCAUAUCAGAUCAAAAGUUAAAUGUGUCUGAACUUCCUAGAAAUAAGAUAUCAGGUCAAGAUUCUGGUGAAAUUCGACCCAAAAGACAGUUUACUAAUACUUUCAGAACUCAGCCAACUGAUAAUGCAACUCAAUCUCCUGAUAACAAGGAAGUCCAGCAGGAAGACGAAAAAACCACUAGUUUGCUUCCUGAUAAAACACAUGAACAUGAAAAAGUUGAGGGCAAUGCUGGAAACACUACUGUGACAUUAUCAACAGAAGAAAUAUUUGAAGGCAUGGAAGAUGUAUCUGUAAGUGUGAGUGAGGAUUCCACUUCAUUUUUGUCUGAGUUACACGGGGCUGAUGGAUCUGACUUUGUGGGAGUGAACAUGAGCUUUGAGGGUGAGCUGGAUUCAGGAGGAACUCCUGAGAAGUCUGGUUAUGGUUAUGACCCAUCAGGGUGGACCCCAAUGGAAAUAGAGGCUGCAACAGGAAGUUCAGAAUGCACAACUAUGGAACAUCCUUUGAGAUUAAGAAGCACAUAUUCAGAAGUUGAGGAUUAUUCAGGAACAAGAGACUCGAAUGGGGAGCCCCAGGUGACUAGCUACCAUAGGACUUUCCAGGGGACAGUUGAUUACAUCUGGCGAUCUGAGGGUCUCCAGACUGUGAGGAUCCUUGCUCCUAUACCAAAACAUGCAAUGCAGUGGACUCCUGGAUUUCCUACAAAGAGAUGGGGAAGUGAUCAUGUUGCAUUGGUUGCUGAGUUGGCUUUCAAUAAAGAUGUGAAUGAUGAAACAUCACAAGAUGUUUAGUUUGCAAGAAUGAGGCUAUACGGGAAGAUCCUACAAUGAUAACAAAGAGGAUUUGUGUUUUGCUAAAGCCUAAAAUACAAGUAUCUUUGGAAUGUAAUUCUCACCUAAAAUAUGUUUUCGUGGGCUGAUUUGACAAGUAAAGGUUAGGUUAAUGUGUAUAUUUAUACGGGUUUUUGGCACUGUAGCACAACAAAGUUUGGUCAAUUUACACAUUUAGUCACUCAAGUUAUUUUUUUGCAUAACAAACCAUUAAAGUUAUUUUUUACCUGUCA